AUGCAUAAUUUCAUUCACACCUGCGGCUGCGAGCGACGCUUCCAUCCGGUUUGCGGCUCCGAUGGAAUCACUUACGACUCGGAGUGCAAUCUACAGUGUGCAAAGGAGAAUAAGACAGGCUUAAAAUUAUUGUAUCUGGGGACGUGCUGCCCGAAGGAUUUGUGCCCGGAAGUGGUGCAGCCUGUAUGUGAUAAUUACGGAAGGACACAUCAAAACGAAUGCCGAUUCCACUACCACAAGUGCUUGCUGAAGAAGCUGCAGAAUAAGCGGAUCUACAUCGAGCAUGCGGGUGAAUGUCGUCCGGAAGAACGUCAAAAUGAGGAUUGCUCGAAGAUUUUUUGUAAUCCAGAAAAUGACGGGCCGAUUUGUGAUGAGUUUGGAAAUACACACAACUCGACGUGCAAAUUCGAUCAACUCAACUGCAAACGCCGCAACGACAACCAAGAAGAAAUUAUCGUAGCCUACCACGCUCCAUGUAGCCGAAAUGACACCGAAUUGAGCGAACAAGAGCUAGUAUUAUUGCAAACUCUACGCGAAGUUAAGCUUGAAGAGCUCAAAAAUUUGAAUCGGACUACCGUCUCGACCCCUGAGAUCACGACAACUUCUCAGAUUUUGAUUCCAAGGCCGAAGCAUGAGAAGCGGAAGAAGAGAAAGAGGACUAAAACCGAGAAGCAUCCGCGGAAUCCAUCGCACAAGAAGGCCCUCGCCAGCAAAACGAGGCCACGACCCGAGGAUGGGUGGAAUAGUAAUGGGGAGGAUGAUGAGGUGCCCCCCACGACUGUCGAGGAACCAUUCACCCCCAUAUCCACCAUUUUCAUGGAGACCACUGUUGGGGAGAAACAGAAAGGAAUGGAUAGGACAUUACCUGAAGCUGCACCAACAACGAUUAGCCCGAUGCCUACACCGGGACCAUUGGAGGAGACGAUUCUUGGUCGUGCUGAGAUGGAGAAAGGGCCGAAGCGAAAGAUUGUGAAGAAAAUGCAAAAAUCUCCCUGGGACCUGUCCCAGCCCUGUUCUGCUGUGGCGUGCAACAAGAAAUGGGUCCCAGUCUGCGAUCACCAAGGUCGAACCCACAAGAAUCUGUGCCUCUUCAAGUUCUACGCAUGUAAAGUGUACCGUCACGAUGCGGUGAUCCUGGAAGUAGCGCAUGAGGGCGAGUGCCGGGAGACACAGGUUUACAAGGGCGAGGACCAGCCAUGUGGAGUUUGUUCGACUACCAAGGAGAAGACACCGAUCUGUGACAAUAUGAAUCAGACUCAUCCCUCCCUCUGCCACCUCUCAGUCUGGAACUGCCAAAUGGAGCUGAAGAAAGAAGAGCGCAGGAUUUUGGUUCAUAUCGGGUCCUGCAACGGGGAUAGCCCGGUUUUUAGCGAACAGGAAGAAAUGUGCCCCGAAAGCUGCUCAUCAAAACGUUUGCCAGUCUGUGAUGAAUCGAUGUUUGAGCACAAGAAUUUGUGCACUUUCCAGAUGAAGCACUGCCAGGCGCGAAAGGCCGGUAGACGACCUCCAGGCUUGGCUAAAUUAUCCGCCUGCCCGAAAAUCGAUAAACCUCAAGUUGUUACCCCCGAAAUUGAUCAAGGUUGCCCUACUCCAAGAUGUUCAGAGGAGUCCUCGCCGGUUUGCGACAGCUUGGGGAAAUUGCAUCUGAACGAUUGCUUAUUUGAGCACGAAAAAUGCAAAGCAACGCUACGAGGGGUGGAAUUAAAGAAAGAGCCAGCUACAAACUGCGCCAAAUGUCAAUUCGAGUGCCCGACUAAAAUAAAGGGUCCGAUUUGCGGCGACAAUUAUGUAACCUACGAUAAUCAGUGUCUAUUCGAAAAGGCAAAAUGCAUGAAUUCCACCCUGGCACCGCUUUUUAAAGGAAGCUGUGCCCUUUGCUUUAAUGAGCCAUGUCCGGUCCUCGAUGAGAAUGCCACUGAUGACUUGCUAGUAUGUGACCAAAAUGGACAGACAAGAUCCCGCUGCGAGUUCAACAUGCUCCACUGUGUGUUGGCCCAGAAUUUUGGGUUUAAUUUGAGCGCUAUUCAUGAAGGCCGUUGCUGCGCCUCAAAAGACAACUGCGCAUCCGCUCCUCGAAACCCGCUAUGUGCUUCCGACGACAAAACCUAUGACAACAUUUGCCUGUUCGAGAUCGCGAGGUGCCAAAAGAUGAAGCAAAUGGGAAUCGAGCUGCUCCUCAUCAACGAGGGAGAAUGCCCCAUAAAACACAAGAAAUUGAAUCAACGUUCUUCCGAUCCAGGCGUGGAUAGUAACAAUGCGGACAAUUCAGUCCAAGAAACUACAAGUACUACGAUGGCUACCUUUGCUUCUACGACUGCUACUACAGAAUCACCCACAACUACUCAACCAGACGUCUGCGAUCCGGGCUUUCGAUGCGGCCACGACUACUUUCCGGUCUGCGGCUCCGACAAUCAGACCUACACAAAUGCGUGUGAGCUGAAGAAGGCGAAAUGUAUGAAAAACCUUAAACUCGACAUCAUCUACGAAGGAGAAUGCUGCCCGACCGACUGUCCCACUUAUUGGAGCCCUGUGUGUGAUAGCGACAACCGGAGUCAUCAGAAUCUCUGCUUCUUCGGCUUGGCUCGAUGCCUAGAAACCAGGAAAUACGGCAAGGAUUUGACGAUUUCCAAGUUUGAGAUGUGCUCCGAGAAGACGGAAUGUGAGGAGUGUGGGAAGAUGUAUCAGCCAGUUUGUGGCAGCAAUGAGGAGACUUAUGUAAAUGAAUGCGAGUUGGAUCGGUACAAUUGCUUGAUCGAGAAGAAUGUGACGAGUGGAGUGAAGGUGGAGAGGGCUUAUGAAGGAGAAUGCUGUAGCACGAAAUCUUGCUCUCUGACCUACGAGCCACUUUGCGACUCUCGAGGCCAAACCCAUCCUAAUGACUGUGCUUUCAAGAAAAGCCAAUGUUUAGCGGAAAGAAAUGGAAAUAUUACCGUGGAUUUGGCGUAUAAGGGCCAAUGCUGCCAGCAAGAAUGUGAAGACACCAACCACCCAGUAUGUGAUGGAAAGAAGACGCACAAGAAUAUGUGCAAGUUUAGAGCUGCCCAAUGUGAAGCGGAACGUCUUGGAGAAGUUUUGUUGCUCGCCUACAUCGGAGAGUGCUGCACGUUGCAAGAGGGAAAUUGCCAAAAAAGCGGUGCUCUUUGCGAUUCGGAUGGGGAGACACAUCAAAAUCUCUGCCAAUUCGAAGAGCGACAGUGUAUUAUGGAGCGGAAUCUGUUGAAGAAUUUGAGUAUUGUGCAUACAGGCGAAUGCUGCAAAAUAGAAUCUUGCGGACGAGACGUCGAGCCGGUCUGCGAUUCAAACGGCGGGACCCACGCUUCCGUCUGCCAUUUCAAAAAUACGAAGUGCAUUCACGACAAACUACACCCAAAUAUGACCCUGCAGUUUGAGUAUUCAGGUCAAUGCUGUCCAUCAAAUUGUCGACCAGACUGGGAGCCGGUUUGCGAUCAGCAUGGAAGAGUAUACAAAAAUACCUGCUUUUUCCAAUUGAAGAGUUGUGAGAUGUCGAGAAGAUCCGGCGGCGUCCUCCUCGAAACCCCAUGCCCAGAUCGAAAAGCCAGAAGCUACAACGUCAAAAGAUUAAGCGAUUUGAGCAGUUUCCCAGUCGGAAGUCGUAUCUAUCAUCAC
Messenger RNA from Mesorhabditis spiculigera, 3627 nucleotides. The record is from the annotation of a GenBank genome assembly. NCBI's taxonomy places the organism in Eukaryota, Metazoa, Nematoda, Chromadorea, Rhabditida, Rhabditidae.